AUGACUUCAUUGGCUGGUUUUGAUCAUUUUGGAGGGAAAAAUAAUGGCGGUGAAAGAGAACGUGGGGAUUUGAUGUUUGGGGAAACUUUUGCAAACAAAUAUCAAAGGCAAACCACCUUUAAUGAGACCAUAAAUGGCUCUGAAGAAGAUGAGGAUGAUGAUGAGGAUGAUGAAGAAGAAGAAAAUAAUAAUAAUGAUGAUGAUGAUGAUGAUGAUGAUGAUGAUAGUCUUCUGCUGCACGAGAUUGUAAUGUUGGACUUCGUCAAGGGUCGUAAACUUCGCAGCAAGACUAGAGAAACCAAACGAAAUCAGAAAACCGAACAGGCGAAUGAUGAUCAUGAGACGAAUUUCGAUAAAGAGAUUGUUGAUUCAUCGUCCCUACCAACCAAGAAAACUUUUGUCGUUGGGAAGCUAUCCUUCAAAAACUCUAAAAAUAAAAUCAAUACCAAACCCUCUCGACGCUCGAAGAAUAAGCCAUUAACCACAUUCGUUGAGUCUAAUAGUACAGAAGAUGAAGAUGAAGAUGUCAGAAGUAAUCAAUGCUGGGUGACCCCGUCACCUUCCACUACACGACCUUCGGAGAUACUGAAUCUAAAAAAAGAUAAUAUCAUAUCGCACUCGAAAGAUGACGAUGGGGACAAUACCAUUACCGAUUAUUCGACAGAGACAGAAUACUCAUCGCUGGAUCUCGAAGUGGACCUACCCAAAAAAGAGCAAUCCUCAUCACUGAUGAAUGAUACUACAGGUCGUUCUCAAAGAGCUUCUUCUGUGAUAGAGUUUUUGACUCCUCGAGGAAACGACAUGGGGAUUAGUACCCCAAGAACUGGAUCUUGGGAGAAACUACGAUCGUCCGUGGAUGCAAAUAGCAAUACAAAACAUAACUCACAACAGAAAUCGAGAAUAGGAAUUAUGGCAGCCCAGAAAUCGGAAGAAGAAGAAGAAGUCACGACAGCCCAGAAAUUGGGACCGGGGAUAAUGGCAUACACCCCGAUGUCCAACGGAUCUAACACGACAAGAAUGAAAACCCCGCCAAAAGACGAUGAAACUGAAGAUGAACAGGAAGAACGAGGUGCGGGGGAGAAGUAUCUGGAAUUUUUGCGUUCGCUGCCUUUAGCAGGAAAGUUUAGAUUUGUUAAGGGAAUGGAACAUCGACCUGAAUCAUCACAAUUUUCUAAUGCAAACAGUAACAAAAAACGACGUCGUACGGAAAAGAAACCGUCUUUAGAAAAUCGUCCUGGUACUAAAAAAACAUCCCGUUGUAAUGUUACUGGAACAAUAUUUGAUUAUAAUAAUAAUAAUAAUAAUAAUAAUAAUAAUAAUAAUAAUAAUAAUAAUAAUAAUAAUAAUAAUAAUAAUAAUAAUAAUAAUAAUAAUAGUGAUCAUAAACCAACAGAAGCAUCAUCAUCACCCCCAUCGGUUGUCGAAAAUGACAAGAUUAAUGGCCAGUUUUUUCAAGCUGGUAAAGAUAUAAAUGGAUAUAAAUUAAUAGCAAAAGGCCCUGCAAAAUCUGCAACACCACUGGCGAAUGUUUCAAAUGUCCAAAAAUCGCCUGCGAAAGCCGUUGAUGGCUAUACUUUUUCUUAUCAAUUGAAGAAUGAAUUUUUCGCCAAACUUAAAUCUUCACAAAAGGACCCGCUUAAUGAGAUACCUCUUCCAAAAGAUAAUGAUGGUGAGAUCCCCCAACAAACUUAUAAAGAGUAUCUCAAGUCAUGGUCGUUGGUUGGGAGUAUUAAAAAUGUCAUAUGGCCAUGUGCCGGAAACCUGUAUGAUUCAGUGACCUCGGAUUCCUUGAUAACAUUUUUCCGGGAGGGAGCGAAAGUGGUUCUACAAGAUUGCUACUCUCUUAGUAAUAGUGGUAGUGGCGGUGGUGGUGGUGGUGAUAGCCUGGAACCGUGCUCUAGAAUGUUGCAAGGGGCCACCAGGAGUGAUCUCUUGUUGCAAAACAAGGUGUAUUUUAAUGUGGUCAAGAAUGAACGAAUUAGAUGGCAUCCUGAUAAGAUGGUGAGAAUGUUACAAAGUCUGGGGGUGCUUGAGAUGGAGAAUGAUCCUAAUGAUCCUAAUGAAAAGAUUUUGGUGGAGCAAAUCACCGCGGUUUUCCAAAUUAUCAAUGGGUUAUACGAGAUUAAUGAGAAGAUGGUAGAGUGA
Saccharomycopsis crataegensis is the source of this 2145-nucleotide messenger RNA. RefSeq lists its product as uncharacterized. Lineage: Eukaryota; Fungi; Ascomycota; Saccharomycetes; Ascoideales; Saccharomycopsidaceae. The record is from RefSeq and is a predicted model, not a curated record. Bases 1 to 2145 code for a protein of 714 amino acids. The transcript has a single exon.